Microcebus murinus (gray mouse lemur) is the source of this 2080-nucleotide messenger RNA. It is a transcript of the gene ASB5, whose product is annotated as ankyrin repeat and SOCS box containing 5. Lineage: Eukaryota; Metazoa; Chordata; Mammalia; Primates; Cheirogaleidae. Gene Ontology annotation, biological process: intracellular signal transduction; positive regulation of protein catabolic process; protein ubiquitination. The record is from RefSeq and is a predicted model, not a curated record. Gene Ontology annotation, molecular function: protein binding.
ACUAUGAGACCCUUGUGGCAGGGGCCGCUGUAUUCAUCUUUGUCUCCUCAGCAUCUGGCAAAAUGUCUGACAUAUGGCAGGACCAGCUGUUCGGGAGCAUCCCGGACUGGAGCCAGGCACAUUUGAGACUUGGAUCUGACGAGAGACUGCCGCAGAUUCUUCUGCAGCAAUGUCGGUGUUAGAAGAAAGCCGGCCGUUUGCUCAACAGUUAUCCAAUGUCUACUUUACAAUCCUUUCUCUUUUCUGCUUUAAACUUUUUGUGAAAAUCAGCCUUGCCAUCCUCAGUCACUUCUACAUUGUGAAAGGCAACCGCAAGGAAGCGGCAAGGAUAGCAGCUGAAUUUUAUGGAGUAACCCAAGGACAAGGUUCCUGGGCAGAUCGAUCACCCCUACAUGAAGCGGCAAGUCAAGGGCGUCUUCUUGCUCUAAGAACUUUAUUAUCACAGGGUUAUAACGUGAAUGCCGUAACCAUAGACCAUGUCACGCCGUUGCAUGAAGCCUGCCUCGGAGGUCACGUGGCCUGUGCCAGAUCUCUUCUGGAAGCAGGAGCUAAUGUGAAUGCCAUCACGAUAGAUGGUGUGACUCCCUUAUUCAACGCGUGCUCGCAAGGCAGCGCAAGCUGCACAGAACUUCUUUUGGAAUAUGGCGCCAAAGCCCAACUGGAGUCAUGUCUUCCAUCUCCCACACACGAGGCUGCCAGUAAAGGUCACCAUGAAUGCCUUGACAUCCUGAUAUCCUGGGGUGUAGAUGUGGACCAAGACAUUACUCAUUUGGGAACACCCCUCUAUGCAGCUUGUAUGUCACAGCAAUUCCAUUGCGUCUGGAAGCUUCUUUAUGCUGGUGCUGAUGUACAGAAAGGCAAAUAUUGGGACACUCCACUACAUGCUGCUGCUCAGCAAUCCAGUACAGAAAUACUAAACUUACUGCUGGAAUUCGGAGCAGACAUCAAUGCCAAAAACACAGAGCUUCUACGACCAAUAGAUGUUGCUACGUCUAGCAGUGCAGUGGAAAGAAUAUUGCUUCAACAUGAAGCUACCCCAAGCUCUCUGUGCCAACUUUGCCGACUGUGUAUCCGAAACUACAUCGGAAGACCAAGAUUGCACCUUAUCCCACAGCUCCAGCUGCCAACAUUACUGCAGAAUUUCUUACUGUAUCGAUAAAGUAGUAAAAUAAUUCUAAAUACCUAGAAAAUCAAAAACGUCUAUUUCAUUCGCUUAAUGAAAAUUUUGUAUUAAAAUAUGCUAAUGAUGGGGUAAAAGUGGUAUGCGAUCACCCAGUGAAGCAGUGAAGUAUCAAGUUUCAUUAUAAGUGUAUUAGUUAGGACUAUUGUUUUAUGCAUUUUUAUUGUUUUUGGAGCAUAGCAUACUUAUAAUAUCCAUAUAUUUGUAGCUAUUCCAAUAUAUCCUCUUGUUGAUUUAGGGGAAACAAAUAACGAAGUCUUCAUUUUACGAUUUUCUUUCUGAGUGGAAAACAUAGAAUUCUCACUAAAAUUAUGCAUAUGAUAUGGUAAAAGGCCUAUAUUCUUCAAAUAAUAGGUUCACUUUUUAAUUUUGGCUACUGUAAUUGGUUACCUCUGUUUCUGAUAAAUAAAAUAUGAUUAUGGUUUAGAAAAGAACAACUAAUAUGCUUUUUGAAAUCAAGAUGACUCUUAUUCAGGAAAUCCACUAUGUUGAAUGUGUGCUUAUCAUUAUAAAGACCAAUUCAUAAAGAUAAAUUGGCCCUUCCCCUGCAAAGAACACAUAAGUCACCUCUCCACAGUAAAUGGACCUAUAACAGAAACUGGUGAGACUAAAGGUCUCCCUCACCUGAAAUGUCUAGAACAUUGUACACCUGCUAAGGCUACCUUAAGACCCCCUUGUUCUCAAGAGUCGCCUCUGGAGGUUUUUUGUCCAUGCUUUUAUGUAUAUUCCUCUAGCCUUCUUCCAUUUCAGAAAUUGUCAAUAGCUAGUGAUAUCUGCUGAAGAAAAUGAACUUCAUAUCUGAUUGACAAUGAGGCCUGGGAACAUUUUUCAGUGAUCAUCAGAUCAGUCCAAGGCUAUAAAAAAUGGAAGAUAAAAUACUCCUUAAAUUGUGGAGUUUUU